AUGUCCGAACUUUCAGAGCUUCCCAGUGAAGAAUGCAGCUCUUCCGAAUCAGUUUUUGUAGGUUAUAGGCAGGAGUUGGUGAGAAACAGAAAAACUAAAUACAAUGUAAAUGGAAGGGAUAUCGUCAUAUUUUACCUCAACGGUAACUUUCAUGCCAUGGAUCAGCGGUGUUACCGUAAGUAUUGGAAGAGUGCACUUAUAUUUACACAAAAUUUACUAGAUUCUCAUUGUUCAGUAGCACUAGCAAUCGAUAAAGUAAAUAAAACAGCAAUGGGAAUUUACUGGUAUUCUAAUGUCAAUGGACGGAGAGAGCGUAGUUACUAAAACAAGGAAUGACCUACAAUGACCUACAAUGAUCUACAAUGGCCUACAAUGGCCUACAAUGGCCCACAAUGGCCUACAACGGCCUACAAUGAUCUACAAUGAUCUACAAUAACCUACAAUGAGCUACUAUGACCGAACGUGUAAUCCCUGUAAUCAGCUAAAAUGAAGAUUUUAGAAAAAGACAAAAAAAAAAGAUCAGGGGGCAUGUGUGCGUAAACGUAACGCGUUUAGUCUACUGCAUGACAGCCCAUGUAACGAUGACAGCAUCUCUAAUUAUUUCGCUUGGAGAUAAAUUUACAGUGUAAUGAUACAUGUAUGAUGAUACUGUGACUUUUGUCCAAACCAUCCCUUGCAACCUUUCGCAUUAGUUUUAUUUUGUCUUGUCUUUUUUUCAAACAAAUUGAACAAACACAGUCACCCCAACAGUCGAUCCGGGGGGAUCUUCAUGGGACGUAAGGGUAGAGAUGAACAAAGGAGGGCUUCAAAUUCUGACCCUGUUCAAAAGAAAAAUUGUUCAUUUUUUUUUCAAGUACCCUGGCCUGUAUAAGACAUCAUAAGACCCUUUAAAUGGCUUUCGGUCCAACAGGAUGCUCUGUUUGUAACACUAAGUAGUAAAAUCCAUAUCCUGCUCAGCGGCCCAUACUAAGGGAGUGCCUGCAUGACUUCCGUCAAUACAGGGUGUAAUAGUGCUAUACCGGUAAAAACGCGAUUGCAAUAAUCUAUUUUCAACUUUCUCAAGUCACCUGAGAUCAAGCACAAUUUUUGUUUUGCCUUUUCAAAAUGUGCUUGGCAAUUUAAUACUAUAAACCUAGUGUCACGUCCAAGCGUGUCACACGACAAACAUCAUUGUCUGUCAUUUUGUAGCUCAUUGUAGGGCUUAUUUUAACUCAUUUUAGCUCGUAGUAGCUCAUUGUAGCUCGUAAGCUCAUCGUAGAUCAUUGUAGAUCAUUGAAGGUCAUUGUAGAUCAUUGUAGGUCAUUGUAGGUCAUUGUAGGUCAUUCCUUGUUUUAGUAACUACAAUGGAGAGAGAGGGUGGAGUGGUAUGGGAAUCCCUUUGAAAGACCAGGUUUGAGGAAACCCUGUUUUUUAAAGGGGUUUUUUGAGUUUUCAUCAAGUCUUAAAAAUGAUAAUAGGCAGAAACAAAAAUUAUGUAUUUCAUGUUAACAUUAGUUUGUUGAAAUCCAUUGCACAGGCAGGACAGUACCACAGUUGUUUCUUAAAAGGGUGCGGGGGAGGGGUUAACAUCCUCCCUUCCCCACCCAUUGACCACUAGUUGAAUGUUUUGUCCUAAUCUCCUUCUCCUUAAGAGUUGUCAUGCACCUAAAAAUAUCUGCAAAAAGGACUUAUGGAGUCCAGGUGUUUUGACUGAGGAACUGCGUAGUUCUAGAAAAUUUCAAUGCCGUCCUAGAGGGCACUAAUUUGCUUAAGACCCCUCACCCCCUGGAAUUUCUAUUCAAGAGAGUGCUUGUGAUACCACUGUGUAACACAGUGACAGCUAGACAACUGGAAGUUUAUUCAUGAUCAGAUGACAUGGAAGACCUAUACAUGAGGCAGGGGCAGAUCUAGGGGGAGGGUGCAGGGGGUGCACACCCCCCCCCCCCCACCCAAGAUGACCUGGGUUUUCUAAGACAACUGGUAUUCUGCAAAAAAAAACUAUGUGGUUUGUUAGUGUUGAAGUAGAGCAAGAGACAAGUGCACCUCCUCCUAAAAAAAAUCCUGGAUUCGCCCCCUUUGAGGUGUGAAAAAAACAUUCAGCUGACUGUAAAGAAAAGAUCAUCAAUGAUGAAAACAAGUUUUGAAACACUGAUUAACACUAAAAUAACUGAUAGGUUGCUCUACUAAGAAGCUGUAAUUUUUUUAACUCACCAUAAUAGUCCCUGGAAAAGAGACUUUGAGAGGCCACCCCCACUACCUUAGAAAUUGCCUUCUUCUGAUCACCCUCUCAUCUGAAUUUCUGUCACCCUCUCUGUUGGCGGGAAAUGGGGGGGGGCAGAAUUUUGGCCGGGCAAAACCUGGUUGUUUAUGUUGAUAUUGCUGGAGUGGCCGUCUUUGAUUUUAGGACAGGAAGAUUGGGGAUCGUAGACAUGGUCAACAUGGCACUUUUGCGAGCAAAAACAUUUGCACACAUGAAGAAAAUGCCUGUGCUGCAGGCUAUGGGUGGGGCAGAGGGGUGGGUUAUGGCUAUUUUAUACUGUAAACCUAGUUUACUCUGAGUCAGGAAACACGUUUUCACCGGAGAAGGAAGAAAACAUAUUCACUCUUUACAAUAUUAUAAUGACAUUCACAAGAUACAUUGUUAUGUUAAACAUUUCAUUCUCGUAAAAAGUUGAGAAGCCAUCGUCCUCCCUGCUCUGCUGUUCACAAAAAUCCCUCUUAGAUCCAAGGGUGUACAUGUAUUCCCUUCUCUGUGGACAUUUGGUGCAAAGGGUAUGUUACUAAAAGAUUUUGACGCCCUUUUGUCUGUAACUGGGUAUGGAUUUUAACUAUUCGGGACUAUUGAAGGUCUGAAAUACUAGUCAAGGAUUUCCUGACACAUAUUUAAUACACAUCCCAACCCAAACUCAUCCAUGUAUGUCUUCGUUGUACUCCCUGAAUAAAGUAUACAAAAUGUACAAUCUUGUUUUGUCUUAUGAAAUACCAUAAAAUUCUGAAAAUAAGCCCCUUCAUGCAUAACCCCCUCCAAAUAUAAGCCCCCAAAACUCGUAACGGAAAAAACCCUCAGUUAAAUCGCCCCUCCAAAUAUAAGCCCCCCUGGGGGAGUGUACUUGGAAAUUGCCCUCAAAUACAAAGUGAAACAAAGGAAAAACAGUAAAUUUACUUCCAACUGUUCGGCUAGCUCUAUCGAUUUUGAAACGCAAAUUUCCCUCUGUAGAUAAGCCCCUCCGAAUAUAAGCUCCUCCAAAAAUAAGCCCCUCAAAAAGAGCCUUUGAAAAAUAUAAGCCCCGGGGCUUAUUUUCGGAAUUUUACGGUACCUUAAUCUAGCCUGCCUCUAGCAUUCAGGGUGCUGUGCACUAAUCUGGAUCAUGUCUAGAACAGGCUAGCUUUUUUCCAGUAUUUUUCCAAUACAGCUUAAAAUUUCCUAUGGUUUAAUUAUUAUCAUAAAAUUUUAAAGCACCCUUAGUUAAUAAUGUGCAUUAAUCUUCUGCUCUAAAUAUAGGAAACUAGUCAUUAUUAUUUUAAAAUAUUAACAUUAUUGAGAAUACUUAAGAUGUGCAUUACUAUUUUGAAUCCAUUAGAUGCUGGAGGUCCUUUGGAGAAAGGAGACAUAGAGGUAACUAAGUUCUAAAUAUUUCUUUGGCCACUAUAAUUUAUAAUACCGGUAUAUAUUAUGACUCCUGAGAGUUAACACUGGAUUUGACGGGCUUCUGGAAUGGGUGUGGUGAUCCCUCCUUUCCAUACCUACCUGAGUACCUUUCGAUAAAAAUCUAUUGCCGCCUACUUUGAGAACCCUGGUUCAAGGACAGAUCCAGGAAUUUCUGAUAAGGGAGGUUCCAUGCCCUGAUUUUUAAAACUAAUUCACAGUUCAUUAUUCCAACCCUAUAAAGUCACUUUGUCAUUAUUUUCCACUGAAUUUCAAUCGUAAAGCAGUCCUUCACUUCAGUUUGAAUCACUCAGUUAAUUAUUUCAAGAAAGUUCAAGCCUGAUGGAAUUUAAAGAAGGUCUGGACCCCCCUUGACUCCCAUUUUCCCCCAGAUACAUUACUGAUCAUACUUUUGUACCCAUUUAAACAGGACAUUAGUGGAAGAUGGUGUAUCAUUUGUCCUUAUCACAAACAAAAAAUCACUCUGGAUACUGGCGAGGGUUUACACUUCUCCAUUGAUCCUAAAGACCUGAAAAAACCACCCAAACUUUGUUCCAAGGGAGCUGUUCAGAGAAUACAUCAGGUUCAAGUCAAGGAAGAUAAAGUAUUUGUCACUUUAUCAAGUACCAAACAAUAUAUACCCUCAGACUUCUAUUACUCAAAGAAAAUAGAAAAAGACUAA
Molecule: messenger RNA, 4307 nt
Organism: Porites lobata
Lineage: Eukaryota; Metazoa; Cnidaria; Anthozoa; Scleractinia; Poritidae
Source: the annotation of a GenBank genome assembly